Dipodomys ordii (Ord's kangaroo rat) is the source of this 1167-nucleotide messenger RNA. Its product is annotated as permeability factor 2-like. The transcript is spliced from 4 exons. Lineage: Eukaryota; Metazoa; Chordata; Mammalia; Rodentia; Heteromyidae. Gene Ontology annotation, molecular function: chemokine activity; CXCR chemokine receptor binding. Gene Ontology annotation, biological process: neutrophil chemotaxis; inflammatory response; antimicrobial humoral immune response mediated by antimicrobial peptide. The coding region runs from base 46 to 372 and encodes 108 amino acids. The record is from RefSeq and is a predicted model, not a curated record. Gene Ontology annotation, cellular component: extracellular region.
UCUCCAGCUCCAGGCUCUGCGACCUUCCUCUUGCUCCGCUCCGUGAUGGCCCGCAUUGCCUCCCUCUCUGCCCGCGCUCCGCAGCAACUCAGAGUCGCACCGCUGCUGCUGCUGCUGCUCCUGCUGACCAGGAGCCAAUGCACUGCAGGGGCGCCCUUGGCUAGUGAACUGCGCUGCCAGUGCCUGCAAACCCUGCAAGGGAUUCACCCGAAGAAUAUUCAAAGCGUGAAGGUGACGGUCGCCGGACCCCACUGCGCCCAAACCGAAGUCGUAGCCACUCUCAAGAAUGGACAGCAAGUUUGUCUCAACCCUGAAGCCCCCAUAGUGAAGAAAAUCAUCCAGAAGCUGUUGAACAAAGACAACAGCAAUUGAUUUGGAAAAUUCUCUGCUUCUGUUCAUCCUCUGAAGAAAGAUCAAAGUGAAGAGAGAGAGAAGCAAGCUCUGUCUGGAGAUAGCUAAACCAUCGGUGUCUGAUGUGUUUAUUUAUGAGAGCUUUUCUGUUUAUUUAUAUCUGUAUUUAUUUAUUUAAUUGAUGUUUCUGGAGUCCUAUUUAUUGUGCUAUUUAAAGACAUGAAUGUGUUUGGUGAUACACUGUAGGGCUUGAUAUCUGUCAUAGAUGGUCAUUUCUUUUUUGAAAUGCUCAAUCAGGUAUUUCAGUCCUGAAGGAGGGUGAUGUUUAAUUGGAGGGUGAUGGAUUUUUAUUUUACUUGUUAUUUCUUUGGAAGUGAUGGAUGUAAGAUGUUGUUAGUUUGUUAAGUUUUGGAGGGGAGGGUUGGGCAGUAGACUGUGGUAAGCCCCUGUGGUGAACACUGAAGAUCAGUAGGGAAAGAGCCAGAUGCAUGUAGUCAGAUCACUGUCAAGCUAACGGGAAGUGUGUAUGUGUGUGUGUGUGUGUGUACACUAUUUUUUUGAUAACUGUUUAGGAGAAUGUCAGCUGCCACUUAUUGUAAUACUUUCCCAGUAUGUGGUCAGCGAUUCUGAUGCUGCACUUUUAAGAAUUCUGAUGUUCGAUUUAUCCCUUGGACAUUUUAUGUCUUCUUUGUAAGGCACAAUGCCUUCUAUAGCAAUAAUAACACAAUGUCCUCCAUGUCUUGGAGUUGAGAUAUUUAUUUAUUAAUGUAUUAUUUUGAAUAAUGUAAAAAUAAAGCUGUUCACAAAAUAAACAUA